AUGGCAGCCCCACAGGAGGACGAGCGCUUGGUCCUCCUCGAGAGCUUGGCCACGGCGCUGCUGCGUGUGCGGCCGGACAAGUGGGCCAAGUUUGCGGCCAGCGAGGAGACUUCAGUCAUGCUGGACAAGUUCUUCAAGCAGCCAGAAAUGCUGGAGCUGGGCAAGGGAAUCUACUGCGUGAAGAGAAAGGGGGAGAACAUCACUGGGGAGAACUGUCGGAGUGCUCUGCUGGUGGGAGACAUCGGCCCCUCACCCGUGGAGCAGCUCAUCACCGUGCUGCUGGAGGUUGUGUCCCCUCUGCUCCUGAGCCAGGAUGAGGGGGUGGGCUGGCCCAGGAUUGUGGUGGAGGACGUCGUGCGCCACACUCAUCAGCUGCAGAACAAGAUGUUCAUGAUGACUGGGAAGAUCCAGGGAAAGCCACUGCUCCCGCUGCCCGAGCACCUGGUCAGCUGGGAGGACUCAGGCGCCGCCCUGGACUGCCUGGUGGGGCCCGUGGACGGUACAGUGCUGCACUCCAUCGAGACCGUGGUCAUCGAGUGGUUCCAGCAGGUCGAAGAGAUCUUCGGCCAGGACCCAGCGCAGCAGCUGCUGGAGGGGCUGCACCCCCUGCCCAGGGUCGAGUUUGACUUCUGGCAGACCAGGGUGACCAGCCUGGAGUGCAUCAGUGAGCAGGUGACGGUGCUGGCCAAGACGCUGGAGAAGGCUGACAGCUGCUACUGGCCGUCGCUGCAGAACAUGUUCAGGGCCGUCAACGGUGGUCUGGAGGAAGCCAAUGAUGUCAACCUCCACCUGCAACCGCUGCAGGGGCUGCUGGAGGACAUGGAGCAAAUGGAAUACUCCGAGCUGCGGCCCUUCGUGCCCAAGGUGCUCUGCACCAUCUGCCUGCUCCGGGCUCACUGCGCGCACUACCACUCGCCUGCCCACAUAGCCCGUAUCCUGCAGGAGACCUGCAACUUCUUCAUCAGCCUGACCUAUAAAUUCCUGAACCCGGAGGACAUGCUGAAAGGGCUGCAAGGAGAGCCCCAGGAGACCCUGGAGGGACUCAAACAAGCCAUCGCCAUCACAGAGAAGUUCUUCCAGUCCUACAGCACUUACUGCUCUGACCUAACACCCACAUUCUUGCCGGAGCAGCCAGAGCUCUGGCAGUUUCCCCCCACGCAGAUCUUUGCGAGGAUGGAUGCCUUCUUGCACAGGCUCAAGGCCAUCAAGGAGCUGUUCCAGGUAGCCAUCGACUUCCAGAGGCUGGAGAAGACGGUGCUGGGAGGGGUGCGAGGAAACUUCCUCGGGACCUGGGUGCUGAGGAUCUCUGAGGAGAUCUGUGAAGCCACCAAGGCUUUUGCUGAGUGCAAAUACGAUCCCUUGGAUCCCGAUGAAGAGGAAUGGAACACAGACUUUGCAGAGUUCCAGAAGAAGGUUGAGGAUGCAAACAAGCAGCUGGCUGCCAUUUUCUGCCAGGGCUUUGAUGACUGUAACCGCCUGCCAGCUGCCGUGAAGGUACCUGUGCCCCAGCUCAGCAGCCUGGCACGCAGCUCCCACGGGACCCGGGGCUCUCGCCCUUCCCGGGACUGCUCCAGGGCGCAGGAACCUGUGCCUGCCUCUGUCUCCUGCAGCUGGUGCACAUGUUUGCCUCCGUGCUGGAGCGGCCCCUGAUCAAGGCUGAGGCUUCCCCCUGCUACCUGGCCCUGCUGGGGAUGUUCGAGGCGGAGCUGGAGAGCGUGAAGAUGCUGUAUGACACCCGGUUCGUGUCCCCACCGCCGCCCGCGGGGGGCCCAGCCAUCCA
Messenger RNA from Motacilla alba alba, 1780 nucleotides. RefSeq names its product dynein heavy chain 17, axonemal-like. The coding region runs from base 1 to 1650 and encodes 549 amino acids. The transcript is spliced from 11 exons. Lineage: Eukaryota; Metazoa; Chordata; Aves; Passeriformes; Motacillidae. The record is from RefSeq and is a predicted model, not a curated record.